GCAUUACAGUCCAUUAUUUUCGAUAUACAUCAUCAAAACCUUAUUUUCUCACAUUUAUUAGCUGCAUAAAUAUUCUUUUGGUGCAAACAAUUAUUAAAUAUUAUUCGAUAAUUCCGUGUAUUCAGGUUUAGUUUAGUAGAAAAACAUUUUAUCGUUUGCAUUUAAUUUGUUUGAUCGGCGACAAAUCUUAUUAGAAUAAAAAUUCGGUAAGAACCAAACUCGAUAAGAAAACCAAAGGCAACAAAUUACAAUGGACGAUCAACUCACAACCGCCGAACCUUCACAACAAUUUGAAAACAUCGAUUUCAACUCAUCGCCAGAUGAUAAUAAUAAAGAAUCCAGUAAUAAUGACGAUCAUGAACAGAAUGAAGCCAGCAACAAUACAAUGGAAGACAUCUCAACGGAUGAACAUUCGGAUUUCUUUAUCGAAAUCACCGUAUCCGAACCGCAAAAAGUCGGCGAAGGCAUGGGUUCUUAUUUAGCGUACAAAGUAACGACACACACGAGCAUUCCAAAAUUCAAGGCCAAACAAUUCAGUACGAUGAGACGGUUCAGUGAUUUCUUAGGAUUGCACGAUCUCCUUGUCAGCAAAUACCUUCGUUUGGGACGAAUCAUUCCUCCGGCGCCGGAAAAGAAUCUCUUCGGAUCAACAAAGGUCAAAAUGAGUGCACAAACACCAACUGAACCUGGAAACGGCGGCAGUCUGGAGUGGAUUGAAAAUCGUCGUGCUGCUCUUGAACGAUUCUUAUGUCGUACAGCUCAACAUCCGGCACUAUGUCUUGAUCCAGAUUUCAUUAACUUUUUACAAAGCAACGAAGAACUUCCGCGUGCUGUUAACACAGCCGCACUCAGUGGUGCCGGUGUGAUGCGAUUGUUUAAUCGUUUCGGUGAAACUGUCAAUAAAAUUACCUACAAAAUGGAUGAAAAUGAUCCGUGGUUCCAAGAGAAAAUCUGCGAAAUAGAAAAUUUGGAUAAUAAUUUGCAAAAAUUGCAUUCGGCACUAAAGUCAUUGGUGCAUCAUCGAAAAGAGUUAUCAGGAUUAACUGGCGCCGUCGCUAAAUCGGCUGCCAUUUUAAGUACAUGCGAAGAGCAUACAGGUCUAUCGCGAGCAUUGUCACAACUAGCUGAUACAGAAGAAAAAGUUGAACUACUUCGGUCCGAACAAGCCAAUUCCGAUUUGUAUAUUUUAACCGAAAUAAUCAAGGAUUAUUUGGGUUUGAUUGGAGCAAUUAAAGAUGCUUUCCACGAACGUGUCAAGGUAUUCCAAAACUGGGAACAUUCACAAAUGCAACUGACCAAGCGACGUGAAAACAAGGCAAAAUUGGAACUUGCAAACAGAACUGAUAAAACUGAAGCUGCUCAAAAGGAAAUUACGGAAUGGGAAGCAAAGGUGCAACGUUGCCAACAAGAAUUUGAAGAAAUUUCAAAGGAGAUUAAGAAGGAAAUGGAACGCUUUGAUAUUAAACGCGUUUCCGAAUUUAAAUCGAUAAUCGUCAAGUAUUUGGAAGAUCAAAUGGCUCAUCAACAACAGCUUGCCAAAUAUUGGGACGCAUUCAUUCCAAUCGCUAAGGAAAUCGUUUAAACCGUACUUCACACCAGAUUUUCAGCAUUUUUUCCCUUCUUUAUAUAUUUUCAUAUGUUACACAAAAUCGAAUACAAUUCGUUUCAUUUAAUUGUAUCAUAAAUUCAUUGAGAAAAAGAAACUAAAGCAAACUUGGAAAUGAAAAAUAUAUAUAAAUUAUGAGACAGUCUUUUGUAAUAAGUAUGAAGAUAUCUAUAUAAGUUUGCCCAAAAUUUGCGACAAAAUAAAAUUAAAUGUAUUCACUACAAUGAAAAAUUCUUUAUACUAUUACAUUUGUUUAUACAAUAAAUGUUUUCCAGAAUCACAAUCGAAA
Contarinia nasturtii (swede midge) is the source of this 1895-nucleotide messenger RNA. It is a transcript of the gene Snx1, whose product is annotated as sorting nexin-2. The record is from RefSeq and is a predicted model, not a curated record. Gene Ontology annotation, cellular component: endosome; endosome membrane. Lineage: Eukaryota; Metazoa; Arthropoda; Insecta; Diptera; Cecidomyiidae. The coding region runs from base 251 to 1582 and encodes 443 amino acids. The transcript is spliced from 7 exons. Gene Ontology annotation, molecular function: phosphatidylinositol binding. Gene Ontology annotation, biological process: early endosome to Golgi transport.